ACACGCCAAAUUCAACGCGGAUUUUCCCAGAAACCUCACACGUCAUCAAUCUCUACUUGGAAUACCAAUUUUGUCCUCCCUUAAGGCCUGCACUGAGAUAACAAUGAAGCAUUAAACUGAUUAACUGGGGUGAAGUGAGGUGAGUAAUGAAGAAAACGACGCAGUAUUAAUGUGGAUUAAGGCAACUUCUAAUUUACUCCCUUCGUUAUUAUUUAUGUUUUCCAAAGUUUUUGUCUUUUCCAGAAAACAUUUCUCUCAGUUAGCUUCACGUAAUCACCGCCAUUUUCAGCGGGAAUUCCAUCCCUGUGAAUUAUAAAUUAAUUGACAUAAUCCAUCAUCCCUCUCCUCCUUUUUUAUAUCCAUGGUCUCUCUACUGGUUAGGAAUUUGAUGCAUUAAAGGUAAGACUUUUACUCGGGUUAGUAGUACAUGAUUUCCUCCGUCGUCCUCUGCGUCGAUUGAUUUAAUUAUGGUUUGUUUUACCUGCUUGGAUGAAUUUGUUGAUUGCUCUAAUGAAUUUAAUGGGCUUUGAUCAAUGUUGGUACCUUUACAUGCUCAAAUUAAAAAUGCUGAUUUUCAUUUCUAAUGUACUAAAUUUUAAGUGGCCUUGAUGGGAAUUAAUCUUUUUGUAUGAAAGAAGUCAAAGUUUUGAGCUUUUGCGUUUUGGAUUUGUGAUAGAACUUGUACUGAUGAAAUUUGGAAUCUUUUGUGUUUUUGGGGUUUAUGCCAGGGUAGUGGAGGCGGAGGAAAACCCUAUUUACUGUUGACUAUUGAGUGAUCGAUUACCCCAAGGUUUACCAAGUUUCUGACAAUUUUUGCGUUUUCGUAUGAUUUGAAACCCAUAAUCUGUGGCUCUUUGAUUUGAUACUUCAAUUGGAAGUCUUGAGCCAAGUUAGCUUUCGGAUUCUAGGAGUUUUGGAUGGCUCAGAUGAAUUGUAAGCAAUCCACUCUUCAGAAUUAUGGUGUGGGAGGAGGAGUUUCGCAUUCAAGGUCUUCAUCCCAACCUACAUUCUUUGGAAAUCAUAGCUUGCCUCCUUUGAGCCCUUCUCUGCCUCAAAGCGAGACAUCAUUGGCCUCGAGCUCAAGCAAUAAGGAUGUAUCAAUGGAUGAGGUAGAUGUAAGUUCUCGUGGCCCUCCUAUGGUUGGUUCCUCACUUGCAUUUGAUAAUGGUUUUCGAGCCAAUUUCGAUGGUCUUCCUCCUCGUAGAGGCCAUAGGCGCUCCAGUAGUGAUGUUCCCUUAGGAUUUGAUGUCAUGAUCCAGACUUCACCCCAAUUGGUGCCUAUAAGUGGUCAGAGAGCAUUGGGUCAAGCAGGCUUUGUGAAUGAUAAAUUUGGAAGGGAUUUGCCGCUUCAUUUGCAAAAGCAAGAAACUAAAAUCACUAGCGAUUCUAAGAGUGCUUUGAAUGGAACCUUUGGCAGAACAUUAGACGGUGUAGACGACUUGUUUCAGUCAUAUAUGAAUUUAAAUGAAGACAAAAGAAGCUUGCUUAGCUGCUCAAACAAAAGUUCUUGUGAGAUGAAUGAUAUCAAAGCUGAAACCAUGUCAAAGAGAAGUUUUACGGGAAUGGAUGGGACAAUUUCAGCAGAAGGGAACAAAAGGAGUGCCUCUGAGGACAUUGGUCCUUCUGGUCGCCACUUAAGGAGCCUCUCAGUGGAUAGUGCCUUUGGAAACUUGCAUUUUGGUGAAGACUCACCGAAGAUGCCCGUGAAUGACAAUUUAACUAAGUUUAACUUGGAGUUUGGAAACGGUGAAUUUAGCGAAUCGGAGCUUAAAAAGAUUAUGGCGGAUGAGAGACUUGCUGAGAUUGCACUGUCAGAUCCGAAGCGUGCCAAAAGGGUGUUGGCCAAUCGUCAGUCUGCUGCUCGUUCCAAGGAACGUAAGUUGCGAUACAUCUCGGAAUUAGAGCACAAGGUACAGACGCUGCAGUCAGAGGCCACUACAUUGUCUACCCAACUUACAGUUCUACAGAAAGACUUUACUGAGAUUACCAAUCAAAACAAUGAGUUGAAAUUCCGUCUUCAAGCUAUGGAGCAACAGGCACGACUUAGAGAUGGUACGUGCAUUCUGAUUUUGCUGUUCUUAAAUAUAUUUGCUGCAUUGCAUGUGCUCUAUAAACGUGUGAGGGAGAAUGGUUGCUGUUGGGGAAGGAAUAUCUUCAUAAUGUACAUGGUACAAUUUAUGAAAAUGAACAAAGUUGAUCAUUGACUAUGGAUGCAUAGAACCUGCCUCCCCUGUGAGAAAGGUUCAUCCAACCAACUUAUCAAUAUGAUCUAUUUCAUACUUUAAACCUUACAAAGCUAAGCUCCUAUAACUUAAAUCUUCCUGGGUUUUUUCUUUUUCUGGUAAAGGAAAUCCUCCUGGGUUAUUUAGUGAGUUUUAAAUGGAUAACUAUGAAGUAGUCACUAAGGUUUUCUCGACUUGAUUCAAAGGGCCGUUUCUUCUUUGUCCUCUUUUCACUCUCAGUUGGCACUUGUUCAGACUUGUCACUGAAGCAUGUUUAUUGAUUCUGUUCAUUCUUAUUUUUGGGGUCUACCUCUGUAGUAUUGUGUUAGAUGUGAACUGUUUGUCUGGACUGUGAAAUGAGAAUGCUGGGUAUGGGUUUCUUCCCAUGCAAGGGGGAGUUAUCUAUUCUGUUUUUCUUGUAGAUCUUCGUUUGACCUUUUUAAGUUUUGGGGAUAAGGAGUGGGACAGUUAUUGGGUUCAGUCUUUCAGAACUAAGUUGAUUCAUUUAUGUGUCUUGUUGCAGCUCUGCAUGAAGCACUGACUGCAGAAGUUCAGCAUCUAAAGCUCGCUGCUGCUGAGACUAAUGAAGAUGAUGGGUCAUCAAGUUGCAUAAUUCAGCAUCUACCUGGGAAGCAGCAUCACAUGCACCAGAUGCAGAAUCACCGUCAAUCUGGUCAACACCAACAUCUAUCAAUAGCGGCGUCGAAAAAUGCAGCGACACCGGGUUCUGCUACUCCUACCUCAGCAUGAAGUAUGAACAACUAAGAAGACGCUCGAUAGCCAAGCGUAUCUGGCGGAUAUAAGCUCUUUCCAUUGCGUGUUUCCUUGUCUUGGGAGAAGUGAAAUUGGUGAUUCUUUUGGAUAUUCAUGUAGUGAUGAAUCAUUAUUUUGUGCAUAUAUAUAGUUAGACCUGGGUGGUGAGUUGUCGUUCGGCAGUCGAGUCAUAGGAAGGAAAGUCUUUUUUCACCUGUUAAUUCAUAGUACUUGGUUUUAAGUCUUGAGAGUUUAACUGCUUGUUGUUGUGUCACAAUCUUGAAGAAGGUGAGUAUUUUGUAAACCUUGCCAUUGUCCAAAUAAGGAUACAUUACAUACAUCAUUAAUCUUGGUUAAUUUCUGGAUUACAUUUUGAUCAGUGAUUCUCUCAAUGAAAACAUUGUAACCACGAAAUUGACCUCAAUAGGUAAAUUGUUGGACUGGA
Oldenlandia corymbosa var. corymbosa is the source of this 3420-nucleotide messenger RNA. The record is from the annotation of a GenBank genome assembly. Lineage: Eukaryota; Viridiplantae; Streptophyta; Magnoliopsida; Gentianales; Rubiaceae.